Messenger RNA from Yamadazyma jaroonii, 687 nucleotides. The record is from the annotation of a GenBank genome assembly. Lineage: Eukaryota; Fungi; Ascomycota; Pichiomycetes; Serinales; Debaryomycetaceae.
AUGAGCAAGUCAAAAACCGUUAUCACCGGACCCAGAAUAUAUGAUCCCAUUGAUGAACUCAUUUUCGAGCCAAGCUUGCCAGGUAUCAGCUACUCCUUUGAUGAUAAUGGAAAUUGGGAACAAGCAAUUUACCAGGUAUCCUCGAAUCCAAUACAACCUGAAUGUCCCACAGCAUCCAUAUUAUGGCAACAUGGGAAAUACACUAUGAACAAAGAUGGGUCAUUGACCUUAAAUCCUUAUCCGUCAGAUGGUAGGAAACUUUUCAGUGAUCCCUGUAAAGUUGAUGAAAGCAUUUAUAUGAGAUGCAACGAGAUUGAAAAAAUCACCAAAUUCGUUAUUGAAUGGGAUGGUUAUAAUGGAAAGCAUAAGUUGCAAUUGUUUGGCUUCGAUGGAAGUAAAAAACAACCUCUAUGGCUAGAAUACUACCCCCCUGUGAUGUUGCCUACUCAAGUUUUGAAUCCCACCAAUGAAAAAGAGAAAUAUUCAUUAUCCAAGAUUAACAGAAAGUUGAAAAGAAGUAUCGAAAAUCGUUCUAAUACCACCCUACUCAGAGAAAAAGACAUUUUUGAUGUUGUUGCCUUCCAUUUUCUUAGUAUCACUGCUUUAGUAGGAAUCGCUAUGGGAUUAUUCAUCCUCGUCAAAACUAUGAGGCCAAAGCCAAAUUUAAGAACGAUGACAAUGAUGUAG